Messenger RNA from Electrophorus electricus (electric eel), 2815 nucleotides. It is a transcript of the gene gcm2, whose product is annotated as glial cells missing transcription factor 2. The record is from RefSeq and is a predicted model, not a curated record. Lineage: Eukaryota; Metazoa; Chordata; Actinopteri; Gymnotiformes; Gymnotidae. Gene Ontology annotation, biological process: regulation of transcription by RNA polymerase II; gliogenesis. Gene Ontology annotation, cellular component: nucleus. Gene Ontology annotation, molecular function: DNA-binding transcription activator activity, RNA polymerase II-specific; RNA polymerase II cis-regulatory region sequence-specific DNA binding.
GCUUUACCUUCGGCUGAGUCUCAGUCGAACUUGCUCGUAAAAUUUCGCUGACGCGUAUGUUGCCUGGAGUUCUCAACCGUCAGCUCAGAUUUUUGGCCGCGAUAGUAUUUUUCUUUCUAAAAACUGCACGCAUCAGAGUAAAUUAUUGGAUCCCUAUAACGAUAAUUCCUGCAUUAGCAUUCAGUCUCUUAAUUUAUACACAGGUCACAUGUGGAUUUUUUGGAAAUUUUAUUGUAGACCUACGUUGUUUGGCUUCGAUAGAUGCACCAAUGUCCGUGGACUAAAUAUGAGCAAACUUAGACUUGUAAUGGUGUAGGAGCGCGCCAUUACUAGAGGUCAGUUCCACGGAUCAGGUAAAAGGAAAGUCUGUUUGUCUUCGGUAGAACUGAGGUAAGGCAGCGCAUUGGCCGGCCCUCCCUCCCUCUUUACAUAGACAGCACGACACAGCCCUUACCAGUGAGCAUUACCCAGUGCUUGCCGCUUGACGCGCACCUGUAUGGAAGCGGCGCUACGUGGAUUUAUGCGAUGUAUUGAGAAAAAUACGGGCCAGGUUUAUUGGGACUGUGGAUAUAAUUGAACGGUAUUAGUCUUAAUUAAUUUCGUAAAAUAAAUGUUUACUCCAAACAUGUACAACAUUUACUAAGCGUAAACGUUCUGAUGGUCGAUAUGGUUCGGAGUUGAAACACCUCAGUGACCGAGUUCAGAAAGGCGCUCCUCACGAGUUCAAGGAGCUUCGUACAAUGUCAAAAUCGUCAGAUCAGUUUGACAACUCAGAUUGUGUAUGCUCAUUCGGAAUGAAGCUGACAUGGGAUAUCAACGACCCUAAACUUCCACAGGACACGAAGCAAUACGACGCUUUCCAGGAGUGGACGGAUGGAUAUGUUCGAUAUAUCUACAGUGCCGAGGACAAAAACGCGCAGCGCCAUUUGAGCGGCUGGGCAAUGAGGAACACAAAUAACCACAAUUGUCAAAUCCUCAAGAAGUCUUGUUUAGGAGUUGUAGUUUGCUCCAGGAACUGCACGCUAGCGGAUGGAAGCAAACUCCAACUACGGCCAGCCAUCUGUGAUAAAGCACGUCAAAAGCAGCAAAAAAAGCUUUGUCCUAACUGCAACUCGGCUCUUGAGUUGGUUCCAUGUCGAGGGCAUAGCGGGUAUCCAGUCACCAAUUUCUGGAGAGUGGAUGGCAAGGCCAUAUUUUUCCAGGCUAAAGGAGUCCACGACCAUCCAAGGCCCGAGAGCAAGUCAGAGACAGAGGCGAGGAGGAGCGCGGUGAAGAGAAGAAUGUCUUCACCUCAUUUUGCUCAGAAAAGAAGACUCAUAGAGCCAGAGCCUGGACGCUACCACGAUAUGCCUUUCCCCAACAUCCACCAGCUUACUAUGGAGGCCCCAGACCGUUUCAGUAUCAUUGCUGAAUCCAACUUCCCCAUCCAGACCCAGCACUACCCUGCCUUUCAGAAUCCAGAGCCCUACAAGUUCCCCUACGACACCCAUGGUGCCACCACCAUGGCUGAUACCUCCAGCACCCUGCAGAAGCCUGCCAAUCAUCGUCUGUACAUGCCCCGUCCACCGUGUGGAUAUGACUUUGCGGUGCCAGGCUACCUGGGCUCUGGGCCCUACCCCCCGGCACUGUACAAGGACCCCGUCAGCCCACAGAAUGAGGCUGAGCUCAAUAAGGGUGGGCCCAGCUUAAGCGGGACUCCACACUCUGCCAGCGUGCUUCCGAACCAUGAGCGCACUUAUCCAGACACCACUGCCAAGCACCACAGCUGGAAGCAGAUCCUGGGCAAAGGGCCAUAUGGGGAUCGUGGGGAAUACCCACAGCUCCCUGCCAAUGCUAACCAUUACUACAACAGCGAAUACCCAUGCAGGUACACAGGACCCGGGCCUGCUACACCCACAGCCCUCCAGACCAUUAUCACCACCACAACUAAGGUGUCCUACCAACCCUGCCCCAAGCCCUCCGUGGUGAAAUACGGGGAGAACGUCUAUGACGUAAAGGGACUGACUAACUGUAAUUCUCUUUUGGAGGAGUCUUCCCCCACCUCCUACUCUGAGCUGAAGAUUCCAGAGGACUCAGGUGUGAUCAAAACAGCUGUUUCCUACCAGGACCCGCUCCCCACUAAAAUUGAAAGGGUGGAGAAUUUCGAGGGCUACCGCUACAGCAGCUACAGCUCCAACAGCUACCCCGAGAGGGUGACGCAUCCAUAUAGGUACGAGGGUGGAGAGUACUGACAUGAUGCUUCACACCAGUGAGCCAGGAGAUCAGAAGGUGAGACAGAUACAUAGUGGACAACACAAUUUGUGCUGACGGUACCUCAAUGAUAAAAAUCUAACCCACUGGGUGAAAGAGUGAUUGUUUAGUCUGUAAAUAUGUGUAGCUAUUUAUAAGCAGUAUUUGAGCAUUAGACCUGUUGAAAUGUUUUAGUUGAAAAGCUGUUUGUGUAGAUACCUGAUCCAAAGUUAGUUAAAUUCCGCAAAACAUUUCAGAAUAUUUUUUAAUUAGCUAGCUGUGUGUUAAAGAAAGAUGAUACCUGUUUAUAAAAAAGAAAUUGCAUUUUAUGUCUUUGCAAAUUAAGAGUGGAAAAAGGUAUAUUGGAAUCACAAUUCUGUUUUUGAUGUAAAAAGUCUUAUAAUCUUAUAACUAAACUGAUUGCAAAUUAAGUGUGACAGUAAGUCAUUCAGACUGGAUACACAGUAUUCCCUCUUUUCUCUAUUAUUAAAGAUUAAAAAUACAUUUAAUAAUAGUUGUCUGAAUAUACAUGACAUAAAUGUGUAUUAAAUGUAAUUAAUAAACAUUUUCUAUAUAUUACUUAGUG